AUGGUACUGCAAUAUAUGUUUCCAGUUCUAGGGAAACUAGCAGAGUACACAGUGGCACCAGUUGGCCGACAAUUUGGUUAUUUGAUCAACUAUGAGAAAAAUGUUGAGCAUCUCAACCAGAAGAUGGAUAGCCUUGCUACCAGAAGAGACGGAGUGCUGCUAGCCACAGAUGCGGCGGCCAGGAAUUUAGAGACGAUUCUUCCUGAGGUUAAGGAGUGGUUGGAGCACGUAAAUGAGACCAUAGCAGACAAGGAGACGAGUUUUGAAAAUGAAACACUAGCACGCCGCUCUAAUCGGUGGCUACCAAAUUGGAAGAUUCGUUAUUCCUUGGGCAGAAAAGCUAAGAAGAUGGCUCCAUCUGUUGAUCGCCUCCUUGAUGUGAAGUUCGACAAAGUAGCUUGCCCCGCUCCUCCUCCAGAGAUAGAAUUUCCACCCGCACAACCCUUUGAGGAUUCUUCUCAGCUAGUAACCAACUCUGAUGAAGCGGCCAGCUCGUCCGGGACAUCAAACACCACUUCUCCGCCCGGAAGUGGAACACAUAUUGAAUUUGAGUCGAGAAAGUUAAUCAUUAGAGAUGUGAUAGAAGCUCUAAAGGGGAACCAAAUCAAUCCUAUUGUCAUAAACGGAAUGGGGGGAGUUGGUAAGACCACAUUGAUGGGUGAUGUUGUCAACAACGCAAAGGCAGAAGAUCUAUUUUAUGAGUAUACAAGUGCACACGUAUCUGAAACUCCUGAUGUGAGUAAGAUUCAAGGUGAGCUUGCAGAAUAUCUAGGGCUCAGUCUUACUCAAUUAGGAGGUAUCAAAUCAAGAGCAGAUAAGUUGCGUAAAAGAUUGUCUGAUACUAAGAGGGUCCUUGUAAUAUUAGACAACGUUUGGUCACACUUAGAUUUGUGGGAAGUAGGAAUUCCCUGUAAUCUCAAAAGUUGUACAGUUUUGGUAACAUCUCGGAACCAAGAUAUAUUUAAUGAGAUGGAAACCAGAAAGAUAUUUCACAUUAAGGUUCUAGCAGAAGAUGAGGCUUGGUGUCUGUUUAAGAUUGUUACUGGAGUUUCCAUUGAAUCCUUUGAUCCCGAGUUGAAGAUGGUAGCAAAGAAGGUACUGAGUGAGUGUGGUGGGUUACCACUUGCAAUCUCCACUCUCGGAGGGCAACUACGAGUCGAUGAGAAAUUUAUUUGGGAAGAUGCACUCAGACGACUAACAAAGGCUUCCGCAGAAUUCAGACUAGGAAUGGAUAAGAAGGUGUAUGAGCCAAUAAAGUUAAGUUACGACAUGUUGGAUGGGGAACUCAAAUCUUGUUUUAUGCUCUGUUGCUUAUUUCCAGAAAGAAGUGAUAUACUGCUGCAAGAUUUAGUUAUAUAUGGCAUUGGGAUUGGCAUUUUACUAGGUAUCGAUUCAAUAAAAGAGGGGAGAAACCUUGUAAAAGCAUUGGUGGAAAGACUCAAAAGUUGUCAUUUGUUGUUAGACAUAGACAAAGAAGAGUACAUCCGAAUGCAUGAUGUGGUGCGUGAUGUGGGGCUAUAUAUUGCCUCUGAUCCGCAUGAAGAAAGAUUUGCGGUGAGCCAUAGAAUUGAAUCGAAUGAGGAUGUUGUUCCUGAGGAAUACACUUCCAGUGCACUCAGAACCGGUAACAGUAGUCACCGGACUCAGUUGUCACUGCUUUCAUGUAUGAGUAAGUACUCAGUAUCGGAGCCACCACCCACUGCUAUGUUUGAAAGAAUGAAAGAGAUCAAGGUAUUGGACAUCAAGAGAACAACCGCAUUGCCCAUACUGCCAUCACUUCUGCUCUUCGAAAACCUUCGAGCUCUGUAUCUAGAGUAUUGCGAUUUGAGAUCAGAAAUGGUGGGAGCUGUUAUUGGGAAGCUGGGGACACUCAUUAUUCUCAGCUUUCGGGGAAGUCGUAUCAGAGAGUUACCUGCUGAGUUCAAAAACUUGUCUGAUCUGAGGUUGCUAGAUUUGACAGAAUGCAGUGAACUCGAAAGCAUUGCACCAGGUGUCGUAUCAAGCUUCUCCCAACUGGAAGAGUUGCUGAUGUGGAAAAGCUUUGAGAACAGGGACAAGACCUGGUUGGACGAAUUGGUUUCCUUGCGUUGUUUGACUAAUUUACAGAUAGCUCUGCCACCAAUUGACAAUCUGGGGAACAGCCUCCUAUUCCAAAACCUUGGAAGAUUUCGGAUCUCCAUUGGAUCGAUGCAUGAAUACAUGUUUAAGCACGCUACUAACAACUACUUGAGACUUGAUGAUGUUGAUGCAGUCUAUCUAUUGGGUAGUGGAAUCAUUGAAUUACUAAAGAGAACUGCGGAGCUACAUAUUAAAAUGAGGAAUUUGUCCUGCCCUCUCAAUCUUGCCUUGCAUACAGGGUGUUGGGCAAAAGUGAGGUCCCUGACGCUAGAGGACUGUUAUGGUCUGCGAUAUAUCAUAGACACGACACUUGCGGCUCCAAGCUGUGUCUUUCCUGUCUUGAAUUCACUGAAACUCAAGAAGGUCAGAUGGCUGGAGAGGAUAUGUCAGGGUGAGCUUACAUUGGGGUCGCUUCAGCGACUAAGGAAGUUGACUUUGUUGGAUCUGCCUAUGUUGAAGUAUGUUUUGAAGAUAGAAAGCCAAUCUCCAAUCCUCAGACAAUUAGAAUUGCUAUAUAUAGAAAAUUGCCAGUCGUUGGAAGAGAUUUUUGCCUAUGAAGAA
Argentina anserina (silverweed cinquefoil) is the source of this 2679-nucleotide messenger RNA. Its product is annotated as probable disease resistance protein At4g27220. Lineage: Eukaryota; Viridiplantae; Streptophyta; Magnoliopsida; Rosales; Rosaceae. The annotation marks the transcript as partial. The record is from RefSeq and is a predicted model, not a curated record. Gene Ontology annotation, molecular function: ADP binding; ATP hydrolysis activity. The transcript has a single exon.